Messenger RNA from Poecilia reticulata (guppy), 1757 nucleotides. RefSeq lists its product as uncharacterized. Gene Ontology annotation, biological process: immune response; cellular response to lipopolysaccharide; T cell costimulation. The record is from RefSeq and is a predicted model, not a curated record. Gene Ontology annotation, cellular component: external side of plasma membrane. NCBI's taxonomy places the organism in Eukaryota, Metazoa, Chordata, Actinopteri, Cyprinodontiformes, Poeciliidae.
UUGUUUUUCUCGGCCUCAGACGCAGAAGUGAUUAUUCCGUCACCUCCCAGUAUUUAUAUCGGUCUUUUAUCCUGUGCUGCUUAUUAACCAACAGAACUCAUGGCUUAACAAGCGUUUUAUCCACUAAUCCAUCAGAUGAGGAUGAAGAUGAUCUCCCUGCUGCUCCUCAUCCUCAGCUCAUGUCUCUGUGCAGCAACAUUUGUAGUGAAUGUGACCCAGAGCAGCUAUGAGGCCGAGGAGAACCAGAACAUCACUCUGGAGUGGACCUUCACCUCCAGGACUCAGGGAUCCUACAGGGAACUGUUCAUCUACUGUGAAGCGAUCACGGAUCAUGGAGUCUUUGUUAUCUAUCACAUGCAUAAAGGUGUUGAGAUUCCAGCAUCUCAGGAUGAUCAGUUUUCAGGACGAGUCCAGAUUGACAAAGACGUCCUCAGAGAAGGACGAAUCAGACUCCAUGUGUCCAGACUGAGGACUGAAGACUCUGGUCUGUAUCUGUGUGACGUGAUGACAGAUUAUGGAUUCAACUCUGGAAGAUGUCGACUCAAAGUUACUGCUGCUGAUCAGAUCAAAACUCGGAGACCAACUUUUACUCCAGAACCAGAGAGAGGAGCAAUGAUCAUCAUCAUCAUCGCUCUGACAGUCACAGCAGCAGUAGCAGCAGCAGCAGCAGCUUUUGUCCAGAUCCAGUCCAGGUCAGAGUCCAGUGUCUCUCCUUGGUCUCUGCUGCUGCUGGAAGUGGACCGGUUCACUCUGACCUCUGACCUUUCUGCUCUGUUUCUCUGUCCUGUAGUUCAGAUCUCAGCUGUUCCUGGACAGACCGUCUCUCUGCCAUGCCGACUCCCCAACAACAAACCUGCUGUGGUUGUGAAGUGGACCCGACUGGACCUGGAACCAGAAUAUGUCCUCCUGUUCAGAGACCAGCAGCYGGACCCAGAGAACCAGCAUCCAUCUUUUAGGAAGCGGGUGGAGCUGCAGGACAGACGGAUGGAGGACGGAGACGUGUCUUUGCUUCUGAGCAACGUGACGACCAACGACACGGGAACAUACGAGUGUCGAGGUUUCCAGAGAGAAGCAACCGGCAGGAAGAGACGCACUUUGACCUCUGACCCCAUCGGGGUCGUAUUCCUGGAUGUGGCGCCUCCUACUGAAAACAAGGAGGGAAGAAAAGAAGAUGGAAGCAGCCGUCACCAUUUUGGAGUGGCUAUUGUAGCCGUCAUGAUCGCUGCACUGAUUAUUGGUUUGAUUCUUCAUCUUUAUUUAAAGAAGCAGAAGAUGAACAGAUCACCAAUCCCACAGUGAGGCUUGUGGUUGUUCCAGUUCAGAUCUCCAACCUUCAUCCUCUGGGUCCAACAUCCUCCAUGUUUUAAAUGUGACCUUCAGCUCUAAUGAUUGUAAUAAUUGUAUUAUUUCCUCUGCAGGCCAUCAGGUUCUACAGGGUUUUAAUCACUGAAUCAUUUAUGUCCUAAAGCUGCAGGGCUCUGAGGUCCAGGUUGGGGUCACUGCUCCAGUUGACCUGAGUUUGGUUUCUCCAGCUGUUACAGUUUAUAUGUUGAUGCAGWGAAAGUGAAUUUCAGUAUUUUGAACAAAUMAAUUUAAAGAAGUAGGAACACAUUUAUUAAACAUGUAUGCAGAAAAAAUGGUUUUGCAGCUUAAGAAUCAAUAAUUUUAGCCACUGAAUUUGUUCAAAACGGAGUGAGAAGAAAUUUACACUGUUUUUAUUUUUCGAUUUAAAACAUGUAUAUAUAAUCUAAAACUAU